UUGGAGCAUCUUGUGAAUAAUGCUAUAUAAAUUCAAGUCUUAUUUUCUUUCUUUCCUUUCUGAAGGCUUUGUGUUAUAAUAGGUCUCUGAACCCCAUCAGCUUCCUCAGUAUUUUCAAUAGCUCCCCCCAAGUGGUAAUUCCGAACCAGUACUAAUAAGCCAUUCAACUAUGGUGAGUACACCACAACCAAAUCCAACCCAUCCUCAUCCAACAUUCAUCCAGGUGCACCUUCCAGAAGCAGAGAUCUGCCUGAUGUCUCCUUUCUUGUUUAAUGAACAUUGAUUCCAGUUGCUGUAACACUGCACAGUACAGGCCAGGACAGAACCUGAGAUCUUGACCAUCCUUUCUAACACCAGAGAGUUCAGCAGAAUUAAGGAUACCUUCAGGCAAUAUGCAAAAAACAUUUUUUUAAAUUAAUCUGAUCAGUGAGAUGGUCCCAGGAUCAAUUUUCAGGCCAUGCUGAGGUAAUUGAUGACAUCCACAGCAGAAUAGGACUAGCCUUAGCCUUGGCAUACCUGACCUACAGAAGUGAGUGAAGGAAAUUAUCCAGAUCUCUCGACCCCCAACUUCUACUCACAAAUACCUUGUGGAAAGUGCCCCCUCGAGGGAGGGUAAGGUUGGCAUCAGCUGUGAUGUUGUCUGUGGUUAAAUAGCAGCUGACAGAUAUCACCAUGAGGAAUGAAUAGCUAGUUUGACAAAGUAAGGAUGUUUUGGAACUUCGGCAACAGUUAGCAUCUUUGGAAAGAAAAGUUGAACAUUGCAAAAGCGUUGAUUUGCUAGAUCUCUAUCCAGCGUGUUACUCACCUCGUUUCCAGUCGGGUACAUUGAUAAUGACUGGAGGCUUCCAGCAGAGGGCGGCGGACAGCCGAGGUUGCAAUCUGAUUGGUGAAAAGUUUCGAGCCGCUAUGAAAGUUUGAGUCGUGGGGUUUAAGGCUGGUCCAACAGUGUGUUCGGCACCGCCAACCUGACACGGAGGAAUCGUAUCGACUAGCAAUCUCAGGGACAGAACUCCAUGUAUAUAUAGAAAAGAAAAUCAGUCAUGACUGGUGCCAGUGAAACCUCUAAAAUUGGGACAAUCUAUAGGACCUUGCAGGGCAUGUGAACGCCUAGGGAUCUUACAGUGACAUUUAAACCGUUCUCUUUUCCUACCAACAGAUUCUGGAAGUUAAUAACCCCUUUUAUAAAAUAUACAUGUACUGAAAGUAACACAUGUUUCAGGGUUUUUUUUUCAAGAACUGUUUUAUUAUUGGAGCCUUAUUUGUAAUGCCUGGACCAGGACAGCGAUGGUUUGAUUUAUCGCAAAAGUGAAAGUUUUAUGGAAAACCGUUUGAACUAGUUGGUGCAGACCUUGUGGGGCCUUGAGCAAGUGGGUUGAUGCCAAGAGGCAGUAAGCUGAGGAUGGAUUUCCUGUAUCUCCUUGCCUUCACAAUGGCGUUUGGACUGUGCAGUAGUGUGAGGGGACCUCCGAGGAUUGCUAAGAAAGUGAUGAGCCGACAACCAGUGAAGCUCGGCCACACGGUCAGGCUGGCCUGUCCAGUGGAGGGCGACCCUCCACCGUUGACCAUGUGGAUCAAAGAUGGCCGCACCAUCCACAGCGGCUGGACAAGGUUCCGGGUUCUUCAGCAUGGUCUCAAAAUCAAGGAGGUGGAAGUGGAGGACGCGGGAGUCUACGUCUGCAGAGCAACGAACGGUUUUGGCAGCAUCCAUCUCAACUAUACCCUCAUCAUCAUCAAUGACAGCAGUUCUGUAAGCAGCGGCCAGCCCCUUCCUGAAGGACCCCAAUCUGAGUUUGCAAGUGAGGAACCCACAGGAAAGCAGCUAGUUAAACCAAGGUUUACGCAGCCCAGCAAAAUGCGUCAGCGAGUGAUAGCACGGCCUGUUGGCAGCUCAGUCCGGUUGAAGUGCACCGCAAGUGGGAACCCUCGCCCAGACAUUGUGUGGUGGAAGGAUGACCAGCGGCUCUCUGAGAACAAGAGGAACAGGUGGACACUUAGCCUGAGGAAUCUAAAGCCUGAGAGCAGUGGGAAGUACACAUGUCGCGUCUUCAACACGGCGGGGGAGAUCAACGCCACCUAUAAACUUGAUGUUGUUGAGAGGACAAGGUCCAAACCUGUUUUAACUGGCACUCAUCCAGUCAACACAACAGUAGAAUAUGGAGGCACAACGUCCUUCCAAUGUAAGGUGCGCAGUGAUGUGAAGCCUGUCGUCCAGUGGCUAAAACGCGUGGAGUACGGAACUGAGAACAAGUACAAUUCUACUAUCGAGGUUGGCGGGCAGAAGUUUGUGGUCCUACCAGCCGGUGAUGUCUGGUUCCGCCCAGACGGUUCUUACCUGAACAAGCUGCUGAUAGCACGGGCGACAGAAGACCACUCCGGCAUGUACAUCUGUCUGGGGGCCAACACAAUGGGCUACAGCUUUCGCAGUGCCUUUCUCACUGUGCUUCCAGAUCCCAAGAUCGAGAAGACAACCACCUCUUCGCGUGCCGCCAGUGGCUUACCAUGGCCAGUAAUCAUUGGAAUCCCAGCUGGUGCCAUCUUCAUCUCUGGCAUGAUACUGCUUUGGUUUUGCCAGACCAGGAGGCACGGGUCUGUGCCACCACCGCACCGACACCAGCGGGACUGUGUGGUCCUGGAUAAAGACUGCGUGCCAAUUGGAAACCCAGAAUUCACAGUGGCAGCCCAGCCUCACCUGCUGGUUCAAGCCCCCACUAUGGUGCCCACAGUCACCCCCAAAAUGUACCCCAAGAUCUACACGGACUUCCACACCCACACCCAUGCGCACACAGAGGGGAAGAUCCACCAGCAUCAACACUUCCACUAUCAGUGCUAGCUGUGAAGGCCUUGAUCCUGGCACUGUUCCAUGCCAUCCCAGGGCUCUCACAAAAGAAAGAACACCAAGUGUUAAAUGGCACGUUGACUCCUAAUCUCAUUGCCCAUCAUGUAUUUAAAAAGAAAAUGUGAACACACUGCCUGCAGCCCAGUGUUCAGAAGUCUCUUUGAGCCUCUGGUACCUCUGCCUGAAGUGGCAUCCCUCUGGCCAUUCACCAUUGACAGAAACCAUACUUGGCUACAGGGGCGGACUGAAGCAAUCAUGGUCUAUACCUCUGCUGUAGGACCUGGAUGCUGUAGGAGAGGUGGUUGCUGGGGGCGCCUGGACUGAACUAUCUCCAAGAGAUUCUGAAUGGUGCCUUUGUUUGGUCUGUUUAUCCUGUUUCUCUGUGCUACUAAUCUCUCUAAACUCAUGGGCAGGAUUGCUACUUGUCCACUUUUGUUCCGCACAGAGCAGUUUUUAUUCAUUGAAUGAGGUGUCCAGAAAUGUCUAAAAUGUAAAACAAGGCAGAUGUAUAGUUUUGACUUUCUAAGAUAGCCCAUUGCUCAGCUAGACAUUCGCACCUCAAGAGGUCAGGGUCCUUUUGCUGUGAGCUUGCUGAGGUUUUCAAAGACUGUCAUCAGCAAAGCAAGGAGAAAAAGCAAAAAACAACUCAAGCUACAGUUCCACUUGCUCUUCACUCCCAGGCCCAGCCACACUGUUCUGUUUUAGACUUCACAGAAGUAGCAACCCUAACAAUCUGGACAACAGUGGCCCAAAUUUGUAAUGUUUGGCAAAAUUAGCUCUUCUCAACACUUUACUCAUUUCAGAUUUUUUGACAAACUUCAGUCUCAUUAAGAAAUGAAGAUUCACAACAAACAAAAGCCAGCUAAUGGUUUUUCUUCUGAACGGCCUGGCUCCUGAAAUUCAGUGAUCCAGAACCAGGACCCAGGUAAAUAAAUUGGGAUCAGCACCAAUCUGAAAAACUAAACUAAGGCUUGUUUGUUCAACCCUUUAGUCUAAUCCAUCAUUUUCAGGCAAAUAUCUGGACACCUCUGCACUGAGGUAUGGAAGUGCGUGACUGUACAUAUACUCAACAGUAUGAGAUAAAAAGACAACACUAUGUACAAAGGAUGUAAUUGGAUGAUAUUUUCUCAUCAAAAUAUUUAUG
Carcharodon carcharias (great white shark) is the source of this 3980-nucleotide messenger RNA. RefSeq names its product fibroblast growth factor receptor-like 1. Lineage: Eukaryota; Metazoa; Chordata; Chondrichthyes; Lamniformes; Lamnidae. Gene Ontology annotation, cellular component: plasma membrane. The record is from RefSeq and is a predicted model, not a curated record. Gene Ontology annotation, molecular function: fibroblast growth factor binding; fibroblast growth factor receptor activity. The coding region runs from base 1376 to 2830 and encodes 484 amino acids. The transcript is spliced from 7 exons.